This is a messenger RNA of Malassezia vespertilionis, 3387 nucleotides long. RefSeq names its product P-type phospholipid transporter (gene NEO1). Gene Ontology annotation, molecular function: ATP hydrolysis activity; ATP binding; ATPase-coupled intramembrane lipid carrier activity. The transcript has a single exon. Gene Ontology annotation, biological process: endocytosis; retrograde vesicle-mediated transport, Golgi to endoplasmic reticulum; phospholipid translocation. Gene Ontology annotation, cellular component: plasma membrane; trans-Golgi network; endosome. The coding region runs from base 1 to 3387 and encodes 1128 amino acids. NCBI's taxonomy places the organism in Eukaryota, Fungi, Basidiomycota, Malasseziomycetes, Malasseziales, Malasseziaceae. The record is from RefSeq and is a predicted model, not a curated record.
AUGUUGCGAGGGCAGCCGGCGUUUCGGGCACGGCCGACGUACUCGGACAACGAGGAAGGGAGUGCGUUUCUCGAGCGUGCACAGCCAGAUGACAACGAUGCGCACGAGCACGCAAAGCGGCGUGCGCCGCGCUCGCGGCUGUGGUCGUGGCUUGGCUUUGGCAGCGCACGCGCCGCGCCGCGGCAGCGGCGCAUUGCGUUUGACGAGGCCGCGCAGCCCACCUCGCGCUUUCCCCCGAACGUAGUACGGAACCAGAAGUACAAUGUGGUGACGUUCCUCCCUAUGGUGCUGUACCAGCAGUUCAAGUUCUUUUUUAACCUCUACUUUUUGCUCGUUGCGCUGAGCCAGUUUGUUCCUGCGCUCAAGAUUGGCUUUCUCCUGACCUACAUUCUCCCGCUUACGUUUGUGCUGUGCGUCACAAUUGGAAAGGAGGCGUUCGAUGACUAUGAGCGGUACAGACGCGAUACGGAAAGCAACAGUAUGCCGUACGCCGUGCUUGGCGCUGUGGACACGCAAAACGUCGGCGCUGCUUCGCACAUGCUGGACGUGGAAGCUGUGCUGCCACACACACGCAUCACACACAUGUCAAGCAGCAAACUCCGUGUAGGCGACAUUGUUGUGCUGCACAAGAACCAGCGCGUGCCUGCAGACAUGGUGCUGCUCAAAACCUACGUCGCGGACGCCGCAGACGACGUGGGCAGCGAGCCGAGCCAGCUUAUUACGGGCGACUCGAAGCAGAGCGAUGCGGUGCGCACCGCCGCAGUCGAGGAGGCCGACGUGGGCGGGACGUGCUUUAUCCGCACCGACCAGCUCGACGGCGAGACCGACUGGAAAUUACGGAUCGCCGUGCCGCUCACGCACCACAUGUCUGAGGAAGAGAUUGUGCACCUCCGUACGCGCGCAGCGAUCGUUGCCGGGCCCCCGUCCAAAGAUUUGCACGCAUUUUCCGGCAACUUGACGCUCCAGCCGCGCACGGCAUCGCCCGACGAAUGGCUCCACUCGCAAGGAGCGGUGCCGAUGGAGCAGCAAGCCCAUACUGUCCCGCUCACGACCGACAAUACGCUUUGGGCGAAUACUGUGCUUGCGGCAGGUCGCGCGAUUGGGUUUGUGGUGUACACGGGGCGGGAGACGCGCGCGGUGAUGAAUACGAGCCAUCCGCAAACCAAGGUGAGCUUGCUCGACAUGGAGAUCAACCGUCUCUCCAAGAUUCUGUGCUGCGUGACGCUCUCACUUUCUAUCACGCUCGUCGGCUUGAAUGGGUUCCGCGGCAAGUGGUGGAUCUACAUCUUCCGCUUUUUGAUCCUGUUUAGCUCGAUUAUUCCCAUCAGUCUGCGUGUGAAUUUGGAUAUGGGCAAGACGGUGUACGCCCACCAGAUCCAGAGCGACAAGGAGAUUCCCGGCACGAUUGUGCGCACGAGCACACUCCCAGAGGAGCUCGGGCGUGUCGAGUACUUGCUCAGUGACAAGACCGGUACGCUAACGCAAAACGUGAUGGAAGUCAAGCGCCUCCAUCUCGGCACGAUGAGCUACAGUUGGGAUAGCAUGGACGAAGUCCGUACUCAGCUCGCCGUCGCGCUGGGCCAAACGCCGUCGAAAGCGCCGGCACGUCGCGGCGGGCGCGCAUGGCGCGAUAUGAGCGCGCGCGUCUACGACGUCGUGACUGCGCUCGCGCUUUGCCACAAUGUAACGCCGGUGGUGGACGAGGACGGAAGUGUGACGUACCAGGCGAGCAGUCCCGACGAAGUCGCGAUUGUGGAGUGGACCGAGUCUGUUGGUUUGGCGCUCAACGCGCGCGACCAGCGGACCAUGCAGCUUCGCACGCUCGACCACGGCACGCUUGGCUUUGAUAUCCUGGAAAUCUUCCCGUUUACCUCAGAGCGCAAGCGCAUGGGCAUUGUGGUGCGCGAUCGUGCGACGGGCGACAUUAGCUUCUACCUAAAGGGCGCCGACGUCGUCAUGGGCAAGAUUGUCACGCAGAACGACUGGCUCGAAGAAGAGACGGGGAAUAUGGCACGCGAAGGACUGCGUACGCUUGUCAUUGCGCGGCUCCGGCUCAGUAAAGAGAGCUGGCAUCUGUUUGAGCGUGCAUAUGCGCAAGCACGCAUCCGCGUCGAGCAGCGCGACGAAGCAAUGGCGGCUGUCGUCGCGCAGCACCUGGAGCAGAACAUGGAGCUCUUGGGGCUUACCGGCGUUGAAGACAAGCUCCAGGAAGGAGUCAAGACCACCCUCGAGCUUUUGCGCAACGCAAGCAUCAAAAUCUGGAUGCUGACUGGAGACAAGAUCGAGACGGCAACGUGCAUUGCGAUUUCGACCAAGCUCGUCGCGCGGAACCAGUAUAUCCACCAAGUUGCCAAGCUCGGCACAGUGGCUGCGGCGCUGGAUACGCUCGUGUUCCUUCAGUCCAAGCUGGACAGCUGCCUGGUCAUUGACGGCGACUCGCUCCAGUUCUUCUUUGACCAUUUUUGCACCGAGUUUGUAGAGCUUGCCACGCAGCUGUCUGUCGUCGUUGCCUGCCGCUGCUCGCCGACACAGAAAGCAGAAGUGACCAAACUCAUCCGCAGCUACACGAACCGGCCCGUGUGCUGUAUUGGCGACGGAGGAAACGACGUCUCCAUGAUCCAAGCCGCGAAUAUCGGAGUUGGUAUUGUCGGCAAAGAAGGCCGGCAAGCUUCUCUCGCCGCCGAUUUCUCCGUAAAGCAGUUUAGCCACCUCGGCAAGCUCUUACUCUGGCACGGGCGCAAUUCGUACCAGCGCAGCGCAAAGCUCGCACAGUUUGUCAUCCACCGCGGUCUGAUUAUUAGCAUUAUCCAGGCGGUCUUUUCCGCCAUCUUUUUCUUUGCCCCGAUUGCACUCUACCAAGGCUGGCUUAUGGUGGGGUAUGCAACGAUUUAUACCAUGGCGCCCGUGUUUAGUCUUGUACUGGACCGCGAUAUUAGCGAGGAUAUGGCCAUGCUCUACCCAGAACUAUACAAGGACCUGACCAAGGGCCGGAGCUUGAGCGGCAAGACAUUUACUACGUGGCUCAUGAUUAGUGUCUACCAGGGCGGCGCAAUCAUGAUUGCAAGUCUGCUUUUGUUCGAGAACCAGUUCCUCAACAUUGUUGGGAUCUCUUUCACCGCGUUGGUACUCAACGAGCUGAUCAUGGUUGCUUUGGAAAUCACGACUUGGCAUGUCUACAUGGUACUUUCCGAAGUGGCCACGUUGCUCAUCUACUGCUUCAGCAUCGUGCUGCUCCCCGAAUACUUUGACUUGCGUUUCGUCCUGACCUACGACUUCUUCUGGAAAACGGCUAUUAUUGUGCUUGUUAGCAGCCUUCCGCUCUACCUGAUCAAGGCCGUCCGCGCGCGCCUCUCGCCACCGAGCUAUAGCAAGUUGAGUAUGUCGUAA